AUGGGUGCUGUCUGCUCUUGCAUCACAUCAAUCUUCCAAGCCAUCGGCAGCUGCCUCAUGGCCAUCGUGAACGGCAUCGGUGCCGUCUGCCAGGCCAUCAUCUCCGGUAUCGUCACCGUCUGCGAUGUCAUCAUCUCAUGCCUCACCUGUGGCUACGUGGGAGGAAGACGACGACGGAGAGGAGCAGGAACAACAACAACAAGAUCAACGAUAUGA
This is a messenger RNA of Paecilomyces variotii, 216 nucleotides long. RefSeq lists its product as hypothetical. The coding region runs from base 1 to 216 and encodes 71 amino acids. The record is from RefSeq and is a predicted model, not a curated record. Lineage: Eukaryota; Fungi; Ascomycota; Eurotiomycetes; Eurotiales; Thermoascaceae. The transcript is spliced from 2 exons.